CGCGAGAGGAUAGGCAUAUUCCGUGGCUGCUCCAGCUUCAACCAUGUAAAGUGACUAGUAAAUGAGCUAUCCAGAAGCAUACCGAAAGUACCUUUAUUCAGCAUUAAAGCGACCACCUACAGUCAACUUUUUGUAAGUUAUAUUAAUGACGCACUAUAAGCUAGCUAACAAGUCUCUUAGCAGUUUUUUUGAGUGUUCAAGAAAGACACACCGAAUAACUCACCGCUCAAGUGUUCAAAUUAUGUCAUCUGCACUUGAAAGACCAAUCAACACUGACAGCGCUAAGCCCGCAGAAGACCGCUGGUCAGUGAGCUAUGUGACCGGGGACCUGUUCUCCUGCCCCAGGGACGAGGCUCUGGCCCACUGCAUCAGUGAGGACUGCCGCAUGGGGGCAGGCAUAGCAGUGAUGUUCAAGAAGAAAUUCAAAGGGGUAGAGGAGCUAAAGGAGCAGAAAAAGCUGACAGGAGAGUGCGCUGUUCUAAAAAGAGAGAGUCGUUUCGUCUACUAUCUGAUUACAAAGAAAAAGGCCAGCCAAAAGCCCACCUAUGACAGCCUGGCACAAAGCCUGGAGAACAUGAGGUCACACUGUGAAAGUAACAGUGUAACCAGAAUAUCAAUGCCUCGUAUUGGUUGUGGCCUGGAUAAACUGCAGUGGAAAAAAGUGGCAGAGAUACUGGAGCAGAUCUUCAAACCCACAAACAUCUCCAUCACAGUCUACAGCCUCCCCGAGAGACCAGAGAGCAAAGUGAUGAAGGACAACAUGCUCAGAUGAUUGAUUGAAAAGUUAGUUUAUUGACAUCAAAAUGCAGUUUUAUGUUCUUGUUCCACAUGUUGCCAUUUUUCAGUGGACAAUUGUAUAGAAAACUUGAAAAUAAAUGUUUUUUUGCACUUCAAAA
This is a messenger RNA of Trematomus bernacchii (emerald rockcod), 896 nucleotides long. RefSeq names its product O-acyl-ADP-ribose deacylase 1 (gene oard1). The transcript has 5 exons. Lineage: Eukaryota; Metazoa; Chordata; Actinopteri; Perciformes; Nototheniidae. The record is from RefSeq and is a predicted model, not a curated record. The coding region runs from base 146 to 772 and encodes 208 amino acids. Gene Ontology annotation, biological process: peptidyl-glutamate ADP-deribosylation.